Gilbertella persicaria is the source of this 192-nucleotide messenger RNA. RefSeq lists its product as uncharacterized. The transcript has a single exon. NCBI's taxonomy places the organism in Eukaryota, Fungi, Mucoromycota, Mucoromycetes, Mucorales, Choanephoraceae. Bases 1 to 192 code for a protein of 63 amino acids. The record is from RefSeq and is a predicted model, not a curated record. Gene Ontology annotation, molecular function: nucleic acid binding.
AUGCUGAAUCCUAUUGAAGAAUGCUGGGCAAAAAUCAAGUUAGUAGUUCGCAAAACUCCACUUGGAAAGAACGAAAUGAUUGCUGAUAGAAUUGAAGAAGCAGCAAAAACAGUUACAGCAAAAAACUGUAGAUGUUGGAUUCGACAUUCCCAAAGACAAUUUCCAAAAUGUCGCAACAUGGAAAGGUUAUAA